Molecule: messenger RNA, 1137 nt
Organism: Agelaius phoeniceus (red-winged blackbird)
Lineage: Eukaryota; Metazoa; Chordata; Aves; Passeriformes; Icteridae
Source: RefSeq, a predicted model, not a curated record
AUGACUCAGUACAACCAUUCAGCACAGUUCUCUCUCCAGAGCUCAGCAAAUAAAUCAUUAAAUGUCACCGAAGCACCUCUGCCCUGGGAUGAAAGGACUCUCCUAGGGCUGAAGAUUUCACUGUCAAUCCUUCUGGCUGUUAUAACUUUGGCAACAAUCCUUGCAAAUGUUUUUGUUGUCAUUACAAUUUUGCUGACUAGAAAGCUCCACACACCUGCAAAUUACCUCAUUGGCUCCUUGGCAGUGACUGAUCUUUUGGUGUCUGUGCUGGUGAUGCCUGUCAGCAUCGCUUACACUGUCACCCACACGUGGGCCUUUGGCCAGCUGCUGUGUGACAUCUGGCUGUCCUCAGACAUCACCUGCUGCACAGCCUCCAUCCUGCACCUCUGUGUCAUUGCCCUGGACAGGUACUGGGCUAUCACAGAUGCUCUGGAAUAUUCCAAGCGCCGCACUGCUGGCCGAGCAGCGCUCAUGAUUGCUGUGGUGUGGAUGAUAUCCAUCAGUAUCUCUGUGCCACCGUUUUUCUGGAGGCAAGUGAAAGCUCAUGAAGAAAUUGCAAAGUGUGCUGUAAACACAGAGCAAAUUUCCUACACGAUUUAUUCGACUUGUGGAGCUUUCUACAUCCCGACUGUGCUCCUGCUGAUUUUGUAUGGGAGAAUUUAUGUCGCAGCUCGAGAUAGGAUUCUGAAGCCACCCUCAUUAUAUGGGAAACGUUUUACUACUGCACACCUGAUCACUGGCUCUGCAGGCUCUUCCCUCUGCUCCAUUAAUGCUAGCCUCCAUGAAGGGCAUUCCCAUUCAGGUGCAUCCCCAAUAUUUCUGGGUCCUGUUAAAAUAAAACUUGCAGAUAGUGUGCUGGAAAGGAAAAGAAUUUCUGCUGCAAGAGAAAGGAAAGCUACCAAAACUUUAGGCAUUAUUCUGGGAGCUUUCAUUUUCUGUUGGCUGCCUUUUUUUGUCAUAUCACUAGUCCUACCAAUCUGCCAAGAUGCCUGUUGGUUUCAUCCCAUCCUCCUGGACUUUUUUACCUGGUUGGGUUACCUAAAUUCAUUAAUCAAUCCAGUCAUUUAUACAGCUUUUAAUGAAGAAUUUAAACAGGCUUUCCAAAAACUAAUACUUUUCAAAAAGUGUUCCUCUUGA